AUGGUAGAGAACACCCUCAACCCAAAGACUCUGCCUCGUGACACCAGCACAAAGCCGGAGGCUUCAGCUGAAGAGGAAGCCCCAAAGACUCUGCCUCGUGACACCAGCACAGCUGGUUUAGAUGGCACCCAGGACUUACCACGUCACCAGCCAGAAGGCAGCACCCAGGACUUACCACGUCACCAGCCAGAAGGCAGCACCCAGGACUUACCACGUCACCAGUCCGAUGACUUGGAGCUAGAGCUUGAGCGACUGGUUGACGAGCUUUUUUCGGAUGAUGAUCCGGGCAUGGACGUUGAUGAUGCUGCGCCACAGAGUCCACUCGUCCUGAGUGAGAAAGCAACACACCUCUUCGAGUGUUUGGCUAAAGCCAAAGCUUCAUCCAAAAACUGGCUCUCGCCAGCAAGCAAGAGCUCCAAGAACGAAUCUGAGCCAGCACAAAGCUCCGGAAGCAAGGUUGGCGACAGACGGAGGCGUUCUACUAGCUCAGGGCGAGACAUGCCAGAGAAUGCUCAGCGCAAGCUGCGUUUCCCACCUCACUUGAACCUGCCAAAAGAAGCGAUCCACCUCUCGGAUUCCGACUAG
Messenger RNA from Symbiodinium sp. CCMP2592, 585 nucleotides. NCBI's taxonomy places the organism in Eukaryota, Dinophyceae, Suessiales, Symbiodiniaceae. The record is from the annotation of a GenBank genome assembly.